AUGGGUGCAACAAGGUCAACAUCAAAGUGCGGCGGCGUUGGUAUCCUUGGGAUCGCUUGGGCCUUCGGUGGCAUGAUCUUUGUCCUCGUCUACUGCACCGCCGACAUCUCUGGCGGGCACAUAAACCCGGCUGUGACGUUGGGUCUAUUCGUGGCGCGGAAGGUGUCGCUGCUGCGCGCAGUGCUGUACAUGGUGGCGCAGUGCCUGGGCGCCAUAUGCGGCGUCCGGAUCGUGAAGGCCAUCAUGAAGCAGCAAUUCAACGCUUUCGGCGGCGGGGUUAAUGUGGUGGCCCCAGGCCACUCCAAGGGCACCGCCCUCGGCACCGAGAUCGUCGGCACCUUCGUCCUCGUCUACACCGUCUUCUCCGCCACUGACCCCAAACGCAGCGCCCGCGACUCUCACGUUCCGGUGUUGGCUCCUCUGUCGAUCGGGUUUGCGGUGUUCAUGGUACACUUGGCGACGAUUCCGAUCACGGGCACCGGCAUCAACCCGGCAAGGAGCUUAGGAGCUGCGGUCAUUUUCAAUCAGCACAAGCCGUGGCAUGAUCACUGGAUCUUCUGGGUGGGUCCUUUCGGAGGAGCUCUGGCGGCGGCGGUGUAUUAUCAGUACGUGUUGAGGGCGUCGACUAUUAAGGAUUUGGUCUCCUUCAGGAGCAGCCGCAGCAACUAA
Messenger RNA from Musa acuminata subsp. malaccensis (wild Malaysian banana), 669 nucleotides. RefSeq names its product aquaporin PIP2-7-like. Gene Ontology annotation, molecular function: water channel activity. Gene Ontology annotation, biological process: transmembrane transport. Gene Ontology annotation, cellular component: plasma membrane; plasmodesma; vacuole. The record is from RefSeq and is a predicted model, not a curated record. Lineage: Eukaryota; Viridiplantae; Streptophyta; Magnoliopsida; Zingiberales; Musaceae.